Molecule: messenger RNA, 1977 nt
Organism: Colletotrichum spaethianum
Lineage: Eukaryota; Fungi; Ascomycota; Sordariomycetes; Glomerellales; Glomerellaceae
Exons: 1
Coding region: 1-1977 (658 amino acids)
Molecular function (GO): protein binding
Source: RefSeq, a predicted model, not a curated record
AUGCGCCCGAUCAAGGCCACGCGAUGGAGGGCGGUGAGCCGCAAGUCCGACAAAAUCUCGAUUCUCACCCUUUUGGGUGUCUCAGAGGUACUCAAAAUCCGCGGCAAAUGGCGCCUGGCACUGAGGCUCGGGAACUUCGCCCUGCAGCAGUCGCAGGGCCUGGGGACUUUGACUGAGGGCCUGGCCCUGUUGAGCGUCGGGCAUGCCUAUCGUAACCAAACUCCAGAGGAUUGGAUAUCGGCCCAGCAUCACCUUCGGAUGGCAAAACUGCUCCUCGAGGGUCUCCCGCCGAGUGAAGACCAGACCUUCUAUCUUAUGCGCGCUGUCCUGCUGCUCGGCGACACCCUUGUGCGUCGUGAGGAUCUUGGCGACAUUGCCGAAGCCGAAGAGUUGGCUCAUCUGGCCGAGCGCCUGCUCCGCCAGAGCCGUGAGCGACCGGGCAACUCUUUCCGCUGGACUCUCUUCACCGGCUCAUGGCGUGAUUUUUGUGUGCAUUCCAUGGUUGAGCUUGGUGAGAUUUACUACUACACGAGUCGCUGGGCCGAGGGAGAAAAGCUGCUUCGUGAAUUGGUGCCGACACUGGUCAAGAGACGGGGUAAGCGCCAUGUGACGACGAUCGAAGCACAACGUGACCUUGCGAGCAUGUUGGUCAACCAGGACAAGUACGAAGAGGCCGAAAUAGCGUAUCGAAUCGCGCGGGAUUGGAACGAGGAAGUCCCCGUCUUCGGCCAUGAGGAGAAGGCUGCUAUCGACUACAACAUUGCCAUGUGCCUAUCCGAGCGCGGCAAGGACAAGGAAGCCCGGGUUGAGAUUGGAAACAUGGAUUUGGCAGCUGACCUUCUGCACUACGCAAAUGGCGAAUGGACUCUGAAGCUGGCGCGCCUCACGAGUCUUCGCCUGAAGAAGUACGAGGAAGUGGUUGCUCUUUGUCGAAGGUUCCAACGAGUCUUGGAUGAGCACAGGGCGAGGUUCGGGCCCUGCAGCCCUGUGACUUUGAGGAACAUGGAGGACCACGUCACGGCCUUGAAAGCGCUUCGCAGAUGGGACGAAGCGAUUGUUAUUCUGCGCGACAUGUGCCGGCGUGAGGCAAGCGACGUGGCACGUGUGGUUGAGCAGACUCUCGAGACUCGCCUGAACCUCGCCCACACUCUCCGCCACGCCGGUCUCCAUGAAGAAGCGGCAUACGAAUAUCGCAAGUGCCUAGAAAUUGAACGCGCGGCAUCUGAUGACUUCAAGGACGAGGCUCAAAUCCGCAACAUACUUAAGUACCUCGCGUAUCUCUACGAGUUAGCGAGGGACAAGACAAACGCGCUCAUUGCGUAUUCACAGCUGCAGAGGGAGUAUUGGGGUCGGCCGAGCCAGCAUCGAAAUUUUAUCAAAUACGAAUGGUGCAGGGGCAAAAUGUUCAUGUUGCAAGGGCGCUGGGAGCAUGCGUUGAAAUUGCUUUUGAGCGCUCUCGCGGUCAAAAGGGGCGUCGAAACAGCAGUCUCGAUCAUCACUGGCUUGCCGAUCGAAGCCGUUCAUGCCAUGCAACCGGGCAGGAGAGUCACAGACCUUAUACAGCCCGAGAUUUUGGAGUCGGAUGUUGAAGCGGAUGAAGAAAACGAGAAAACAGUGGACAAGACAACGAUCAGGGGCCACGUCCAAGUCACAGAGUUGAACCUCGAAGACGAAGAGGACCAGUCAUGGGACGAGGUAGAUUGGUGGGAAGAGGUUAUUAAGGACGCCGUUGACGCUGUCCGGCGCGAAGAGCCGUUCCAAUCCUGUACACCCCUCGAUGAGGCCGACUCAGAGGUUGACGACGACGAAGUGGACGAAACCGUGGACGCUGUCCUAACUUUGAAGAGCGGGUACCCUUCUGUGCCAGCCGACGAUGAGUGGUCGCAGCCCCAGUGGCCGCGACUUCCAGACACAUAUGAGGAGCUUGUAAUUCAGCAGAGAAGGGUCGUCGAGGAAAGUCGACCAUGGGUUCCAUGA